Messenger RNA from Microthlaspi erraticum, 306 nucleotides. NCBI's taxonomy places the organism in Eukaryota, Viridiplantae, Streptophyta, Magnoliopsida, Brassicales, Brassicaceae. The record is from the annotation of a GenBank genome assembly.
AUGGACUUUGUGGAGACCAAGUACCCACAUGAUGACACAAUGAGGGCUCUUGGGAUCUUUGAUGAUGUGGAAAUGGUCCUCAAGAACAUGCGCCUGGCCAAGUUCUUCUCUUACCGCUUGGAGUCAUACAAGGAGCUCACUUGUGAGUUCUUGGCAUCAAUGAGGUUCCACAAGUACAGGCAGCUCGAUCGAGCUGAGUUGGAUCAAGGUUGGGGAUGGAUCACGUUCUUGGCAAGAGGAGAAAAGAAGGCAGUGACCUUCAGGCAGUUGGAGAUCCUUUUUGGUUUCACUUAUGGGGAGCUUUAG